GGUCCAGUCGUGUCAUAACUCAGAAGUCUGGACUGGAAAAAAAAGAUGCCUGGAUCAUGUGCAGCUUGGGGUUUUACAAACCAUCAUAGAAUUCAAACCAGAUCUUGGGGAAUCACAAGAAAAAGGCAGUGGGAAGUAGUUUUAAGAAGGGAAAGUUUUACCACUGGUGACUCCUCUGCACUUUACAGCAAGCACUUCAAGCUGGAGGCUUUUGAUAGGGUAAGUCAGACUAUCAGGAUUUAAAAUGGAGUUAAACUUUCUGUGUUCAGUUUCCUUACUCAUCUGCAAAGAAUAAGGAUUUGGAUAACACAAUCCUCAGGACUAUUCUAUGCAUUGCCUGCAUCAUCCACUGGUCUAAAGGCCAGACUCAGUGAAGCCUUGACUAGAGUAGAGAAUCUGGAGCAGAAGAUCAGGAAUGCAAAGGACCAAGAAAGGAGAGCAAAGAACAUAGUACGUGGUCUUCUGGAGGAUCUGAGGGGGAAGAACCUCUGGGCAGUGAUAGCUGGGCACCCCUGGGCAAUGGUAGCUCAAUGGUUAAGGUGCUUGACUUGCAACCAGGAGGUUACAAGCCCCAUCACUGUCAUCUUUCCACUGUUGCACCCCUAA
Electrophorus electricus (electric eel) is the source of this 606-nucleotide messenger RNA. NCBI's taxonomy places the organism in Eukaryota, Metazoa, Chordata, Actinopteri, Gymnotiformes, Gymnotidae. The record is from RefSeq and is a predicted model, not a curated record.